GAUGGUGCCACCAAAAGAUAAGAAGGCUAAGAGAUCUACUUGGAAGUUUAACCUUGACCUUACUCAUCCAGUUGAAGAUGGAAUCUUUGAUUCUGGAAAUAUUGAGCAAUUCUUGAAGGAGAAAGUUAAAGUCAAUGGAAAAACAGGGAACCUAGGGAAUGUUGUUUAUAUUGAACACUUCAAGAAUAAGAUCAUGGUUGUGUCUGAGAAACAGUUCUCUAAAAGAUACUUAAAAUAUCUUACCAAGAAAUAUCUCAAGAAGAACAAUCUUCAUGAUUAUCUUCAUGUGGUUGCAUCAGACAAGGAACCUUAA
Messenger RNA from Dromiciops gliroides (monito del monte), 313 nucleotides. RefSeq names its product 60S ribosomal protein L22-like 1. Bases 2 to 313 code for a protein of 103 amino acids. Lineage: Eukaryota; Metazoa; Chordata; Mammalia; Microbiotheria; Microbiotheriidae. Gene Ontology annotation, biological process: cytoplasmic translation. The transcript has a single exon. Gene Ontology annotation, molecular function: structural constituent of ribosome; RNA binding. The record is from RefSeq and is a predicted model, not a curated record. Gene Ontology annotation, cellular component: ribosome.